AUGGCUCAUCUGCACAAGCAACAAAACUUCUGCUUUGUCCUUCUAUUUGUGGCACUGACCAUAGCUUAUGCUAGAAAAGCAAUUGAAGUUAGCUUCCAACAGAACUACAAGGUUGUAUGGGGAAAGCAUCACGUCUUCUUUGUACAGCAUGGUAGAGAAGUUCAACUCUCAAUUGAUAAGACUUCAGGGGCUGGCUUCAGAUCAAAAUUGGAAUAUGCUUCUGGAUUCUUCCAAAUGAGAAUAAAGAUACCCAACAAGGACACACACACACACACAUUUUACGUGGAUGAAAUACCAAUUGGAGUAUUCAAGAACUACUCCAACGUGGAAGUGAGUUUUCCUUCAAAACAAAUGCACGUUACGGCUAGCAUAUGGAAUGGUGAACCUUGGGCAUCUAAUGGGAAGAGAAUUGACUGGAAGCAAGCACCCUUCACUGCUCAGUUUCAAGGUUUCAACAUUCAUGGCUGCCGAACCCAAAAUCGCAAAAAACAUGCCUGCUAUUCUCCUUAUUUAUGGUGGAAUGACAAAAGACAUUGGGAACUAAACCCUCAACAGCAGAGAGCGUAUGAAGAUGUGGGGAAGAAACAUUUGUUGUAUGACUACUGUUCUGAUAGAGCCAUAGAGGAGAAUUGCACCAAGAAUGUCAAAUUAAUUAGGUCAUUAAUUAAUUGAUAAUACGACUAGUACAUAAUUAGUUAGUCAUAAAUUAUAAAUAACGAAGAAAAAACAGGAAAUGAUACAUAUCCUGAAUGUAUCAGAUUAAUUAGGACGGUAUAUAAAAAUUCUAAUUAAUUAGUAUUUGAGAUGAUUGAUCAGUGGCAAAAC
Molecule: messenger RNA, 825 nt
Organism: Glycine soja
Lineage: Eukaryota; Viridiplantae; Streptophyta; Magnoliopsida; Fabales; Fabaceae
Product: putative xyloglucan endotransglucosylase/hydrolase protein 1
Exons: 4
Coding region: 1-672 (223 amino acids)
Biological process (GO): glucan metabolic process
Cellular component (GO): cell wall; apoplast
Molecular function (GO): xyloglucan:xyloglucosyl transferase activity; hydrolase activity, hydrolyzing O-glycosyl compounds
Source: RefSeq, a predicted model, not a curated record